AUGCUUCAUAAAUGGCUCCUCUUUCUUGGUACCAUUCUUCUCCCCAUAUAUGUUCACGGAGCAUAUCUUCAAGGCAUAUGGAACCCGUCGUAUCAAAAAGCAUACUUUGUGACUAAAUUUGGGUAUCAGCAAACCAAUCAAAAAUACCCAAAGGAUUCGAGGGGAUUCCUUUUUGGGAACUUCAUUCCGCAAGCCGUCUAUAAUUAUUCAAAUCCAGUUCUUCUCGCUCUUGUAUCCUCGGAGAACAUUCAUUUGUUCCGCUCCGAUUCGGAGUAUGGGCUCUCUUGCAGCGGAAUGCUGCGAAACAUGACGUUGAAAGGAUUCGAGCCGCGUUGUUUUCCUAAUGGCACGAGCGAUGUUUUUCGAUGGAUACCUUGCCCCGAGGGACAUCUAUGCAAAGGCGAGGACAAUCCGGAUAACGUCAUUCCUGGAUAUCAAAUGACGAUGCAAGUGGUGGAGCCGUAUAAUCCGGAACAUUGGUUUGUACUGUUACUUUCUUGUAAUCUGGACGCGAAUUGCGAUUGGACUGAUUCACAACCAAAUGUUGACAUUUCCUAUGAUAUCUGGCUCACAAAUGGUCGACCAGAGAGCCCAGCAGCAAGCUUCUUUACAUUUAAUUUUUCAUUUGAUGAACAGAACACUGUUCAAAUUUUUGUGAUCACUGUUAUACUCUAUGCUGUAUUGCUUAUGAUCCUGUCCAAUGCACCGUAUAAAAAUAGACUCGUUCCACAGAGAAUGAGGCUUCUGAAGCUCGUUGUUCAUAUGGAGUUGGCGGGCUAUACUUUUCAAUGUAUAAAUGUGAUAUUGUAUGCUUAUGAUGGGAAAGGGAUUUUCAUUUUUCGAGUGGCUGGAGAAAUUUUAAGAAAUGUGUCGAUACAAAUAUUUUGCUUUUUGCUACUCAUGCUCGCGAGAGGUUGGGACAUAACUUAUCAAGGGUCCGAUUUUAAUCGUCCCGUUGUUAUCUUUUGGGGUAUUUUAGCGGGUCUCGACACGGUGUGCUUUUUUUUCAAUUUUACCUAUGUUUAUGAUGUAUUACAUGAUGUGGAUGUAUAUUCAUCAUGGCCUGGCCAUGUAAUGAUAUUAAUUCGAAUAAUCUACGCGUUUUGGUUUUUACUGGAAAUACGAAUGCUCAUCGACAAUGAGCAAAAUCGCGCAAAAGCUGAAUUUUUGGCACAUUUUGGAGCUGGUUAUUUAGUUUGGUUCAUCAGUCUACCAAUGAUUGGAAUUGUCGCAACGUUCGUGUCUCAAUUAUGGAGAUUUUCGCUAAUUUUAGCACUUCGAACAUUUUCCAAUUAUGUUGCCAUAUGUGUUGUUGUUCAUCAAUUCUGGCCAAAAUCGUCAUAUCGAAAAUUCUUUGCGGAUUACACAAACGGUCAUCGAAGACUCGGCCGCGACGAUUCGCAUGAGCUAAACGACUAUGAGAAUUUGAUAUUUAUGAUGGAUGAAUCGAAUUCCGAUGACGAUUAUCCAGAGCUUGACGAAUUUUCGCGGAAUGAAAUCUAG
This is a messenger RNA of Caenorhabditis bovis, 1503 nucleotides long. The record is from the annotation of a GenBank genome assembly. NCBI's taxonomy places the organism in Eukaryota, Metazoa, Nematoda, Chromadorea, Rhabditida, Rhabditidae.